AAAUAUAAGUCAUCGAUACAAUGACCCGUAUUUUUUGCGAGUGAAUAUAUUUUAUUAAGUUAAAUAAUAAUAAGCCUUAUUUGCAAAUAUAAAAUUAUAAUUCUGAACACAUACGUUUUUGCUUUGGAGGUUUUAUUUGUUGGAUAGGUAUUGCCAGAAAGGCGUUAAUCUUAUCAAGGCUUAUCUCACUAUCAGGUCUUGCGCAUAUUACGGGAACGGGAAUAUGUUAGAACAUAUUCGAUCGUGUAUAUACGCGUUUAUAUCGAACAAAUUGGAGUAUCUAUAAUUCACCAGCGCUUAAAAAAACGCUGUGAGAUGACGAGAGAAUAUUUAUGAAAAUGUGCGGUUUAUUUAAACAAGAACACACACGUGCGCGCGUAAAUUCUUGCGUAUACAACAUAUGUUAUUGCACGAAGUGCAAGAAGCCCAGCAAAAGUAGUCACUUUGAAUUCUCCGACACCGAUGGACGUGAUUCUGCAUAAGAUUUAAGGAAAGCACAUUGCGUAUAUAUUUGCAUCACAAUCCAGCAACGUCAAAAUGUGAACAGUGUUUAUCUACACUUGUCAUUAAAAAACAGGUGAUGCUAAUUAACCUUAAUUAACACCUCUGCAUCUAGCUCCAGCUAGAUAGAGAAUGAAGAGUUUUAUUAUCCGAUCAGGGCUCAUCAAGCAGUCAACCUUUCAGUCAGUCUAUUGUCUGCGAUUCCUGCAGGUGCGCAUACGUAUUCGAAUUAUCAUAAACUCAUGCCGCAUGUUAUACACGAAACUAUAAUUAUUAAAAUAUAAAUAAAGAAAGAAUCUCUUUCUAUGGAGAAUAAAGUAGGUAUUGCCAUAUUAUACCUUCUGCUGAUGAAUAUUUUUUAACGACAAACAAGUGGAUACGUACAAAGAGUUCUUUUCUAAUUGAUAAUUUGGAUAAUUCGGAGGAGGCAUAUAAGAAGCAAUUAUGAAUUCAAAGCAAGCAGAAAUAUUGCUGGCAGUGUUGUAUACCGGAUCCAUGAUAUUCUCCGUCACAUCUGUUAUAUCUCUGGUGACCACAUGGCAGAAUUGGGUAGUGACAUUAGACGGUUGCAUCGAUGUUGAUUGCGGUUGUAUAUUAUACGGUAUCAAUACAUUUCGCACAUUUCUCGGCGGCGAUGAGAAACUAUGCCACUUCGCCGCGUACGCUCUCACACCCAUCAUAGUAAUCAGCUUGUGUCUUGGAGCCUAUCAUGGAUACAGAUGCUGCAUACAUAAAAAUUUAGACGAACCUAAGCAAAUUAAUCAUGGACAAGUGUACAAUGACAGAAGAAAUCUUAAUGGGUAUGUUGUGGUUCGUGUAAAGAAGAGAGUUGCUUUUAAGAGGUGGAUGCCUAUCGGUUUCCUCGCAGCGCUUGUCUGCUGCCUGUCUCUCGCCCACGCGGUCGUGAUAACCGACGGCUACUAUAAAACUUGCGAACAAUAUAGACGAAAUCUCAUUCAACUCUUGGGUUCGAGAGGCCGCGAAAUUUUAGCGAUUCAUAAUAGAUUGUCGUGCGGCGCGAUUUUUGAUUUCAUGGAUUAUGUUGAGCCAGAUAAGAAUCACUGGAGUCGCACCGAGAUGAACACCGGGAUCGCGCUUCAUCUCGCAAUAUAUACAAGUUGGUUCAAUUUCGUCGCUUGGAUAGCCGCGUGCUCUAUAAACUUCAUCAUGGCGAGGAAAAGACAGCGAAAUUUAGGAGAAAAAUUUUGUUGCUGUUGAAUGACAUCCUUUAUAAAAUUAAUUAGUGGCAAACUCUUGAUAAUAUUUUGGUAAAAUAUAAUAAAUAAGGAUGUCCUCUGAAAAAAUAUUACAGGACGCAGGCGUAUAUGAUUGAUACUCAUGUUAAUAGUAUACAUUUUAUUUAUGUAUUUUAUACAGAGAUAUAGUGUUUUCAAUAACUAUUUUCUUCGUAUUUGUGCCUAAUAUAAAAAAAUUAAAGAUUCAUCUGCUCUGCCGUGGAAAAUAAUCGCGUCCCUCUUUCAUAUUUUAUAUAAUUCCAUUCUCUUUAUACAUUUUUACACGAUUUUCAUUACUAUAUUACACAUACACAUGUGCGCACAUAUUGAAACUAUAUUUUUGAUCAUUCCAAGAAGUUUAAAAAUCUACACUGUUAAACUUAGUAUAAACGAGAACGCGUUAUUUCUUUCAUAUCAUUACCUUGCUGAAACACGAUAAUUAUAUUAUUCAUGAUAAAUGGUAAAGAAAAUGGUACAAUAACCUGUUAGUGCAGGCAGUGACACAAUUUAAAUAUAACUAAUCAAAUAUAUUCGUAAAACUUUCCGACACACAUAUUUAGGAUAUUUAUUUUUUUCCUGCGAGACAUAUAUGAAAAAGAAUACGAAGAAGAAAGAACCUAUAAAACCAUACAAUAAAUAAAACAAUAUGUGAAAAUUUAAAGAGGGAAUGUAUUGUAUCUAUAUAUUAUAUAUGUAGAAUCAGAGAAUUUAUCAAUCGAAUUAUAUUCUUCUUAGACCCGUUUCUACCAAUGUAAAUUAACUUUAAUCUCAGUUCAAC
Molecule: messenger RNA, 2514 nt
Organism: Acromyrmex echinatior (Panamanian leafcutter ant)
Lineage: Eukaryota; Metazoa; Arthropoda; Insecta; Hymenoptera; Formicidae
Source: RefSeq, a predicted model, not a curated record